Molecule: messenger RNA, 621 nt
Organism: Fusarium fujikuroi IMI 58289
Lineage: Eukaryota; Fungi; Ascomycota; Sordariomycetes; Hypocreales; Nectriaceae
Exons: 3
Coding region: 1-621 (206 amino acids)
Source: RefSeq, a predicted model, not a curated record
AUGCCUCACUUUAGCUUCUUAGGAGAGACCUCGACUUCAGCCGACACUAUCACUCAUAUGUUGAAUGAAGAUGACCAGAUUCAGCAAGACGAAAUGACAAAGAACUGGCGUGACCAUAAGCUGCAGGAACUCAAUUUUGUCGGAACACUUGGCGCUCUUCUCGCAAGUUGUUUGAGCACAACAGGUUCCUGGCCAGAUGUACUCCCCAAUGGCCGUAACAAGCCCUGGUCAGUACGAACGAUGUGGUUCAGCGGACUCGUGUUUGCCCUCUUCUCAGUAGUCAUUGCAGGCGUUCAGAGCAUGAGACUGCACCGCCUGUCUGCUCAUCCCGGCGGCCUGAGCUUGAUCCGAAACAGCCUUGGUCGCAAACGACAAUCCGAUAGCAAGUCUCGACCUAGCUGGCUUCAGGUAUACGCAUGGGAAUUUAGCCUUGCGUUUUUAGUCUUGGCCAUAUUUUGCAUGAUAAUCGGGUUGACAAUUCUGAUAUGGGCUGGCACUGAGUUUGGGCCUUCGAAGUCUAGAGAAGAUGGCUGGUGGGAUGAUGGCGGUGACCUUUACAAUCGUCCUCGGAGUCGCGUCUUUAAUCCUGGUCCUGUCACAGUCUGCCCUGUCAAAAGGUAA